GAUGGCCAGGCUGUUUAUCCAUUUAAACUCUCAGGAUGAAUCAUGAUGUUACAGCUCAUCCCUUUGUCUGAAAUGGAUCCUCUCCGACUCCUGCAUACGUGGUUAUCUACAGUCACAGAUGUGCUGUUUGUGUUCAGGAGAAGCAUAGUAGCAUCCCUCUCAGAGGAGCAUUGCAGCGAGAGCUCCAGUGAAAGUGAGGAGGAAGAGGAGCAGACAGAGCGACGUCCUGACACCAGCACUGAACUGCAGUCUGAAUACUGGCAGGUCCAGAAACUCGUGAAGUACCUCAAGGCAGCCGACCAGACAGCCACUGUGCUUGUUCUCUGCGCCAUGAUGGAUCUUGAUCUAAUGAAGGAGGUCAUCCAACUGGCCAUCCUGGACUUAGGUGGGCUGGAGCUCCUCCUUAACUUGCUGGAUACUACAGACAUCAGAAGCAAAAUUGGAUCUUUAAAAAUCCUGGCAAAGAUCAGCCAGAACGUUAUCAUCCGACAGACCAUUGUAAACAUGAGAGGCCUGCAGAGGAUGGUGAACAACCUGGACUUACCAGUGAAGGAGCUGCAGGCCUUGGCCUCUGAGACCAUUGCACAUGUGGCUAAGUUCAGAAGAGCAAGAAGAACGGUGAGGAUACAUGGAGGAAUCAGAAAACUGGUGAAGAUGCUGGACUGCUUCCCUUACUCGGCAAAACCGGGAGAAGACAUGGAGAAGAAUUUGGAGGUGGCCCGCUGUGGAGCCUCGGCUUUGUGGAGCCUCAGCAAAAGUAGCAAGAACAAGGAGGCCAUUCGUAAAGCUGGGGGGAUCCCUCUGCUGGGACUCCUGCUCAGGUCUCCAUAUGAGAAAAUUGCAAUCCCUGUUGUGGGAACCCUACAGGAAUGUGCCUCACAGAAAAAUUACAGGGUUGCUAUUCAAAAUGAAGGAAUGGUGAAGGACUUGGUGAAAAACCUGAGCAGUGACAAUGAGGAGCUCCAGAUGCUUUGUGCCAGUGCAAUCUUUAAGUGUGCAGAGGACAAACUGACCCGGGAUCUGGUCCGCAGCCACCACGGCCUGCAGCCUCUGGUGUCACUGCUCUCUAAAGCAGAGAACAAGCAGCUCCUGGCUGCUGCCACCGGGGCCAUUUGGAAGUGUUCAAUCAGCAUGGAGAACGUAGCUAUCUUCCAGGAGUACAAAGCUCUGCACAUGCUGAUUGGUCUGCUGACUGAUCAGCCUGAAGAGGUCCUGGUCAAUGUAGUGGGAGCUCUGGGACAGUUUGCUCAGAUCCAAGCUAACAAGGCCGCCAUCUGCAAUGGUGGGGGCAUAAGGGCUCUCAUUAAUCUGCUCAAUGGAACAAACCAGGCUCUGCUUGUAAAUGUAGCAAAGGCUGUGGGAGCUUGUGCCACAGAAAGGGACAACGUGGCAAUCAUUGACCAGCUUGAUGGAGUCCGCCUGGUUUGGUCACUACUAAAGAAUCCCAAUGCAGAAGUUCAGGCUAGUGCUGCAUGGGCCAUUUGUCCGUGCAUCGAGAAUGCAAAGGACGCCGGGGAAAUGGUUCUCUUCCUGAUCGGUGGACUGAAGCUGAUCAUUCAGUUACUGAAGUCACCAAGCAACAAGGUGCUGACAAGCAUUUGUGCCAUCAUUGCCAAGCUAGCCAAAGACAAGGAGAUCCUGGGCGUCCUCUCUGAUCGCGGGGUUGUCCCCCUGCUGGCCGGGCUGACUAACACAACUGAUGACAGACUCCGCUGCCACCUGGCCGAGGCCAUCGGCCACUGCUGCAUGUGGAGCUCCAAUAGGGCAUGCUUUGGUGACCAUGGAGCCGUUGGCCCUCUGGUUUAUUACCUGGAGUCGAACGACAAUUUGCUCCUCCUUAACACAACCAUGGCCCUGUACCAACUGUCCAAAGACCCCAACAACAUCAUCACCAUGCAUGAGGAAGGAGUCGUUGAGCCACUGGUCAAGCUCAUAGCUUCUGGUACCGACGAGAUCCAGGAGUUUGCUGCUGGAUGUGUGCGCAACAUCCGUCUGCUGGUGUUGGCCAAUCAGAGGGCUGUUUAUUGAAACGAGAGCAGCUGAUCUCAGCUGAAGCCCUGGAAAUCCACCAGAGACUGUUUGAAAGGUAUGAGGGUGGCGAGCAGGACGUGAUGAGUCUAGAUGGCCCAAAUGUCGGGAAUCAACAAUGGACAUGAUGCAGAUAAAAAAGUGAAUACAGUAAAUGACUUUUUGAAAGAAUUAUUUGGAAUCUUGUCAAGUUCAUCUGAGCAAAAUCAACAUUACUGACCUUAUCAUGUGUCCCUUAGAAAGCUAACUACAGACUGUUUUGAAGGGGAAAUAUGAUGUAAAAUCGACUUUUCUGAGCUUCAUGUUAUGUUAUUUCCUUAUCAAAGUGUUGCCUUGAUUCUUUCAUGCAUUUUUGAGAAAUCCUUUAAUCUCCCGUGGCAACCAAUCAGCUGUGCGGCUCAUCUGGCUGGACCUAGCCCCGCCUUCGAGGCGCAGCUCCUUCUCAGAGCUGCAGUUUCCAAGCUUCCCAGUUUCUGCCUAACAGCACCAUUCCUCUGUGAGUUCCCUUCAGCUCCUUCAGACUAGCCAGCAGCAAUUAGCAAGCACCUGAUGGAACUGCAUAUCUACUGAACUUAUUACACCAGCUACUUCCGACUCCCCUUAUGAAUGAAUGUGUGUGUAUGUAUAUAUAAACAACUGAGGUUAACAUAGAAACUUGAUUGUGCUGCAAAAUGGCACCAUGUGCCUGAGAAAUACAUAAUAAUACCUCUUUAAAUGUUUCUUUGACAAAAGAGGAAACGUUGCAGAAAGCUGCACAAGUGUUUCAGAUCUGCUCUAUUAGAUAAUCUGAGAGGAAACAAAUGAAAAGUUUGAUCUGUGUUGAUGAGAGAGAUUUUAUUUUUCCUCUUGCUUCUGUUUACCUGGAAACUUUCAUCUUGAGCUUCUUGUUUCUGUCAAUGACAUCAUCACAAGUUCAUCCAAACAAACCCUUCCUUCUCUUGCUCUCCUUCAGUCUGGAAUCUAUGAUGAUCAAAAUAAAGAUUAUUUUUGAUGCUU
Xiphophorus hellerii (green swordtail) is the source of this 3024-nucleotide messenger RNA. Its product is annotated as armadillo repeat-containing protein 4. The coding region runs from base 43 to 2028 and encodes 661 amino acids. Gene Ontology annotation, molecular function: protein binding. NCBI's taxonomy places the organism in Eukaryota, Metazoa, Chordata, Actinopteri, Cyprinodontiformes, Poeciliidae. The record is from RefSeq and is a predicted model, not a curated record. The transcript has 12 exons.